This is a messenger RNA of Nylanderia fulva, 2778 nucleotides long. Its product is annotated as ribosomal protein S6 kinase beta-1. Gene Ontology annotation, molecular function: ATP binding; protein serine/threonine kinase activity. Gene Ontology annotation, biological process: protein phosphorylation; signal transduction. Lineage: Eukaryota; Metazoa; Arthropoda; Insecta; Hymenoptera; Formicidae. The record is from RefSeq and is a predicted model, not a curated record.
CGAAUCCGAGUCCGGCAUUCCGCGAACGAGACCGAACCGAGCGGACGAGGGUACCUGGCAUACCGUUCGUUCGUGGGCGCUCGUUAGCUUGUGCGUUAAGUACUCUCUUCUCGUGGAGCCGAUUAAUGCGCUCGGGUAUCGCAAUUGAUACCUGGUAACAAACAAAGUUCGUGUGGACGCGAGAUUGUCCGGUGGCUCUUGACACUUUUUAUCUGUCCGCGGGCGCGAGUGAGUUUUUAACGAGCGCGUUACAUUAAUCGCGCUGAACACGAUGUCGGCGAUCUUCGACUUCGAGCUGCAGGACGCUGGGCUGCUGCACCGAGACGAGUCGGAUGACGACGAGGUCAUCGAGAUCGGCCCGGAGGAGGGCGAUGCCGAUCCGAGUGAGAUUGCAAAUUCAUCCGACAAUUCUGACGUCGGAAGCGUGGAAGCGGUGUCGAUAUGCGAGCAAAAUGUCAACCGCGAACGCGAGAAGGUCGGCCCGCAGGACUUCGAGUUGUGCAAAGUUAUCGGGAAAGGCGGCUACGGCAAGGUUUUCCAAGUACGGAAAAUAACAGGAAAUGACAGCGGCACGAUCUUUGCCAUGAAGGUAUUACGUAAAGCUUCAAUUAUAAGAAAUCAGAAAGAUACAGCUCAUACUAAAGCUGAAAGAAAUAUUUUGGAGUCUGUAAAGCAUCCUUUUAUCGUAGAUCUCAAGUAUGCAUUCCAAACUGGUGACAAAUUAUAUCUGAUAUUGGAAUAUAUGUGUGGGGGUGAACUAUUUCGACAAUUAGAUGACGAAGGAGUUUUUAUGGAAGAUGCUGCUCGCUUUUAUUUAUGUGAAAUUACAUUGGCUUUGCAACAUCUCCACCUACAAGGAAUUAUAUACAGAGAUUUAAAACCAGAAAAUGUUUUAUUGGAUGCGGAAGGACAUAUUAAGUUAACUGAUUUUGGAUUGUGUAAAGAACAUAUACAGGAGGGUGCUGUAACUCAUACAUUUUGUGGUACCAUUGAAUACAUGGCACCUGAAAUCUUAACGAGAAAUGGACAUGGGAAAGCUGUGGAUUGGUGGAGUUUGGGAACUUUAAUGUAUGACAUGCUUACUGGACUUCCACCAUUUACCUCGGAUAAUAGAAAGAAAACUAUUGACAAGAUUCUUCGUGGUAAAUUAAUUCUUCCACCGUACCUAACACCUGAUGCUAAGGAUCUUCUUCGAAAAUUAUUAAAAAGACCAGUUGCACAAAGAUUGGGAUCUGGCUCAUUGGACGGUGAACAGAUAAAGGCGCACAAAUUUUUCAAACAUAUCAUUUGGGAUGAUGUUAUAUCUCGAAAAUUGGAACCUCCUUUUAAACCAAUAUUGGCUAGUGAAGAUGACGUAUCGCAAUUUGAUAAAAAAUUUACCGCUUCAGCACCAAUAGAUUCUCCAGUAGAAUGCACUUUAAGCGAGUCUGCUAAUAGAGUAUUCCAGGGAUUCACAUAUGUAGCACCGAGCAUAUUGGAAGAUGUCUAUUCACAACAAUCAAGAUACUUAACUACUGUUUCGCAACCACGAGUUAUAAAAGCCAGAAGUCCCCGUAAGGCAACUACGCGUGGUUUUUCACCUCGGACAACGCACCUCCAUCUUCACAAUACGCAUUUGUCGAAUCACAGGCAUGGUGGAGUCGGGCAUAGCAAUAUGGAAGACACAGAGAUGAUUGAGAUAGGCUAACCAUUGCUAUCAGACUAGUAGAUAGCAUUUUUGUCCAACUGCUGGAUAUUCAUAAUCCUCAGGGAGGGGUUUUAUAUAAUUUAGAGGGAAUAGUUAGGGAAAUGGAUACAAUAUCCAUUAUUACUUUUGGAUAUUCAGCAGUUACACAUUUAGCUAAUCUUUUUUAUAUUUGUAUAUUUUUUUUUUUUAACAAAAAUGUUAAUGUAAUAAUUUAAUGGCGACGCAGCAGUUAUCUGGUAGCGCCCCGAAGUAGUUGCAAUUUUAUUGAAUAGGUUUGAAAACAAUUUGCAAGAAAGCGUAUUGUGUUAUGCAGUUAUAUAAAAUGCAGAUUAUGUCUCUUAAUUUUUUUUUAAGUAGAUUAAUUUAAAAAAUGCCUUUCAGGAUUAUUUAUGCAUCAGUUUUUAUAAAUAUUACUAUUAAAUGCAGCAAUCAUGUUAUAAUUCAUAUAAUAUCGUAAUUUAUACUGUGGUUUAACUAAGAUAAGCUUUUAAAAACUUGAAAAUAUUCAAGCAUAAUAUGCUUGAGAAAUGUAAGAUGCUAUAUAAUUAUUAGAUGCUAUAAAGACUUAAUCUUGAUAAUAUUUUUACAUCUGAAGAUUUAUAUAUAACAGCUAUAUGUUUCUCUAUGAUAUAAACUUAUUUUAUAUAUUUACAACUACACUCUCAAUUAACGAUUUAACGUUACGGUUAACGUUAAUUAUUCUCUUAAAUGAGAAAACUUUUGAGAAAUGCUACCACAACCGCUCCGCCGCUCAAAGUUCGUUCCAUAUACCAUAUUGUCUGUUAGGAGAAAAUAUUUUCAGCAGUAAUAACGUUUCCAUGGCAAUAAGAAAUAGUUUGCCUAAAUAAUAAUAACUAUAAAGAAAUGAAGUAUAUAAGGGUACAAUGGAAUUGCAUUUACACAAUGAAGAAAAGUUCCUAUUGCAAAUUUAAUUACAAUUUUUUGUAUUCUCUAGGAAACAAACAUUUUGUUAGUCAUAUAUUCUAAUGAUCAAUAUUUUGGAAUGAGGAAAACGUCAUUCUCUGUAACUUUUUUAUGAGGAAAUUAAUCAUUAAAAUAUUAAACUUUUAAUAAUUAAUACUUUAAUAUUA